Messenger RNA from Tarenaya hassleriana, 1926 nucleotides. RefSeq names its product phosphomevalonate kinase. Gene Ontology annotation, molecular function: phosphomevalonate kinase activity; ATP binding. Bases 228 to 1748 code for a protein of 506 amino acids. NCBI's taxonomy places the organism in Eukaryota, Viridiplantae, Streptophyta, Magnoliopsida, Brassicales, Cleomaceae. The record is from RefSeq and is a predicted model, not a curated record. Gene Ontology annotation, cellular component: peroxisome. Gene Ontology annotation, biological process: isopentenyl diphosphate biosynthetic process, mevalonate pathway. The transcript is spliced from 11 exons.
UUCUCCUGUUUUUGUUCUCUCCCCCUUCGACUGAGUUCCUAAUCCGUCACAGUCCGUUUCUCCGGUCAUCUCUUGCCGCCGGCGAUCUCCGACCACCGCCAUUGAUUCGAAUAACCGUUCUUUGAUUUUCUUCUGAUACUCGUUCUCGAAAAUCGUUCGAAAUCUAGGAAUCAGACCGAGAGUGAUCUGUGCCGAUCGUCGUCAACUAGUUCUGCUAAUCUUCAAGAAUGGCUGUUGUUGCUUCUGCUCCUGGGAAGGUGUUGAUGACUGGGGGUUACCUCGUACUCGAGAGGCCGAAUGCUGGGCUUGUGUUGAGCACAAAUGCACGAUUCUAUGCCAUUGUUAAGCCGCUCUAUGAAGAGGUGAAUCCUGAAAGUUGGGCAUGGUCGUGGACAGAUGUCAAAUUAACAUCACCACAGCUCUCAAGAGAAAGCAUGUAUAAGCUAUCACUUAAACAUUUGACCCUUCAGUCUGUAUCUGCAAGUGACUCGAGAAACCCCUUUGUAGAGCAUGCGGUGCAGUAUGCUGUAGCUGCUGCUCAUGUAGCUACUGACAGGAGCAAGAAAGACGCGCUGCAUAAUCUACUCUUGCAAGGUCUUGAUAUCACAAUCCUAGGCAGCAAUGACUUUUACUCGUACCGGAGUCAGAUUGAGUCGCGGGGGCUUCCUUUGACACCAGAAUCUUUGGCUACCCUUGCACCUUUUGCAUCAAUCACCUUCAAUGCAGAAGAAUCGGAUGGUGCUAAUUGCAAACCCGAAGUAGCAAAAACUGGCUUGGGUUCUUCUGCAGCUAUGACAACAGCUGUUGUUGCUGCUCUGUUGCACUAUCUUGGAGUGGUUGACCUAUUUGAACUAUGUAAAGAAGGAAAGCUGGGGUGUUCUGAUUUAGAUGUUAUCCAUAUGAUAACACAGACAGCCCAUUGUCUUGCACAAGGGAAAGUUGGAAGCGGAUUUGAUGUCAGCUGUGCUGUCUAUGGGAGUCAGCGUUAUGUUCGCUUCUCUCCGGAACUUUUGUCAUUUGCUCAGGUUGCGGCAAAUGGUCUGCCAUUACCUGAAGUAAUUGGUGAAAUUUUAAAAGGGAAAUGGGACCACGAGUUAUCGGAGUUCUCUUUACCACCACUGAUGAAUCUUUACCUUGGGGAACCUGGAAGUGGCGGAUCCUCCACUCCCUCGAUGGUCGGUGCUGUCAAAAAAUGGCAAAUGGCUGAUCCAGAGAAGUCGCAAGAAAUUUGGAAAAAGUUGUCAGAUGCAAAUUUGGAGCUUGAAACUACGCUAAACAUGCUGACUAAAUUAGCGAAAGACCAUUGGGAUGCUUAUAUUGGCAUCAUUAAGUCGUGUAGUAUGCUUACUUCAGAAAAGUGGAUGCUACAUGCGACUGAACCGAUUAAAGAGGUGAUUAUCAAGGCAUUGUUAGGGGCAAGAGAUGCUAUGUUGAUGAUCAGGAAUCUUAUGCGCAAGAUGGGUGAGGCUGCUGGUGUUCCUAUAGAGCCUGAAUCACAAGCUCAACUUUUGGAUGCUACAAUGAAUGCUGAAGGGGUUUUGCUGGCUGGUGUUCCUGGUGCUGGUGGAUUUGAUGCCAUAUUUGCCAUCACUUUAGGUGACUCUGGCAAUACGCUGACCAAGGCAUGGAGUUCAAAGAAUGUCCUUACCUUAUUGGUGAGAGAAUAUCCACAUGGUGUUUGCUUGGAAAGUGGCGAUCCACGUACAUCGGGAAUUACGUCAGGUGUUUUGUCAGUUCAUCUUGAGUAAGCCAACAUUUUUGGAGUAAGCCAACAUUCAUCAAGGUAUUUUGCACGUGAGUUGUAUAGACUCGGGUACUGAAUUUCUUGGCUAAAUUGCGUUCAUCUGGCGUUAUUGUAACUUGUUAGUUUUGUAACUCUUGGAAAACACUGGCUGAAAAAUAAAACAAUACCUAUUUAGAACAAUA